This is a messenger RNA of Gymnodraco acuticeps, 3523 nucleotides long. Its product is annotated as zinc finger protein 862-like. NCBI's taxonomy places the organism in Eukaryota, Metazoa, Chordata, Actinopteri, Perciformes, Bathydraconidae. The record is from RefSeq and is a predicted model, not a curated record. Bases 1896 to 3479 code for a protein of 527 amino acids. Gene Ontology annotation, molecular function: protein dimerization activity. The transcript is spliced from 2 exons.
AAUAUGUAAUCCUUACAUCACGUCUCUCCGGUUUGAACUAGCUUUCCCUUCAACAUGACCUAAAUAAAUAUUUAUUUGAUUGUAUUGAGUGGUUACCAAAACUCUCCCUUUGAACUGUAGAUAAAUACUGUAACAACUUAAAACACUACCCAAUUCUCACAUGAAUACAAACUCUAAAAGAAUAAUUUGUAAACAUGAUGAAAAGAUUGAAGAAUCUGUUCUACUCUGUACUCCUAACUCCAAAACACCCACUGCUGAAAGUGUUGUGAAUAUUUCCAUCAUGUCUCCCCCUUUAUCCCACAGUACCUUGUGUGUUAGGAUUAUUUUCUCCUUUUACUUUAAUAGUUUCUCUUUACUGCUAUUUUUAAUUUACCAAUUGAUUGAUUAAUGGGUAAUACAACUUUUUAUCUUUACUUAUUUAUCUUUUGUUCAUGAUAACAAUGGUAUAACAACCACAUGUUUUACCCAUAGCUAGUUUCUAUGUCAAGAUUAUUAUGUGUGACAUAAUAAUCAGAUGUCUUGUUUGCUAAACAAGAAUAUUAAACUUUAAUCUUUUCAGUAUUCCAGACCAUCAUUUAAACAAGCAGCCUCUUAUCUAAACACUAAGCAUUAAGCAGGGCUCGACAUUAUAAUUGGCCCGCUGGCCCGGAGGCACUAUUUAGACACCCCGGGCCAGCAUAACGUACUUUCCACUUGCCCGCUCGGGCCACUAAAAACAGUAAGACAUACAUUCACAUUGUUCUGUGAUAUUGGUAUUUUGACAAGCAAUUUUGUUAGAUUAUUCCGUUUAUUAACGCUACAACAUCGCGCUCUACUCUGCAGCUGUUUGUUGCGGAGUAGAGUGCAGUGCGAGCAGGCUCUCGUUCGCGUGCAGCGGGAGUAGGCCCGUGCACGCGCAGCUCGAGCCUGCUCGCGCUGCACGCUCACUACAGACUUUCGCCCCACCUAACCAUUCGGCAAAAUGUUUUUAAAACAACCAGUAACCGGCCAAGAGCCGGGCAAAAAACAGUCCUUAAAUAAAAGAAAGUCACCGGAGGAGUUAAAGGAGAGUGACAGGGAGUACGAGAAGAGGGAGAGAAAGUUUCAGGCACACUGGCUUGAUCGUUGGAGUUGGCUUGAAUAUGAUGCCAAUAUAAACAAGGUCUUCUGUCGGCUCUGUACAUCAAUGCCGACCUAUGCUGACAAGUAAGUGAAGAGUAGAAAAUAUUAUGGUAUAUUCGCUAUAGGGAAAUGUCCCAGCAGUUUAGGACAAGGAAGGCUAGAGGCUAAUAUAUUAUAGCCAUUACAUGUCUAACUCCUGAUAAUGGCAGGAAGGCAGAAAGCGCAUUAUACAAAUAAUAAUACUCAUACCAUAGUGUCACCCUCCUUUUUAUUUUAUUUUAAAAAUGACCACAAUAUAAUUAUUUUAAUAAACCAAAUAUGAACAAUUGCUUUAUAGAAAUGUAUAGUAGGCCUAGCUAGUUAGUGGCUAGCUAGUGGCUAUUUACAUAUGAUAUUUAAGCAGCAGAUUGUUUUGCUUGUUUAGGGACUCUCCACUCUUCAAGGGACAGGUAGCAGAACGCUCCACAGGGUUUGACCCGCAUGAAAAAAGCACCUCACACCAGGUGUGUGUGAGGAGGCAGAAGGCAGCAAUCGAAACACCCGCUGUGUUAGCUGGGAUUCAUGUUAAUGGUGAAAUAGAUGCAGGUUUCCAGGAUAAAAUGGAGAAUAUGUUUCAUACAGCGUACUAUGUUGUCAAGAAAGAAAAGCCAUUUACUGACUUUCCGGACCUGCGCAGCUCAACAGUAGGACUGGCUCCAACAUGACCAAUUGUUACUUGUCAGACAAGGCAUGUUUAAGAUUCACAAUUGAUAUCUACAAUGUGGAGAGGGAGCAACUGCUUUCUGACCUAAAGAAUGCAGGCUAUAUCAGUGAUUGACGGGGCAACUGAUACUGGGAACCUUGAGAAUGAGAUUGUCUAUGUCAAGUUCUUCAAUAAGGAGAGAGGAGUGGUUCAGUCCUUCCUUGGCAUUGAGGAUAUCAAACACGCACAUGCAGAUGGUGUACUUUCUGCAGUACAGACAGUGUUUGAAAAAGCAGGUCUGGAUAACUGGAAGGAAAAGGUGGUUUUCCUAUGCGCUGAUGGUGCGGCUGUCAAUUUGGGGAAGAGGAAUGGUGUGGCUGCAAAGCUGAAGGAAGAGAUUGGACACCUGCUUGCUAUACACUGUGUGGCACACAGGCUGGAAUUAGGUCUGGUGGAUUCAAUAAAAGAGAAUCAGAGGCUGAAGCAGCUGCAGGAGGUGCUGCAAUAUUUGCAUCAGCAAUACCACUACUCUCCAAAGGCACUGAGGGAGCUGAGGAUGCUGAGGAUGCUGGCAGAUGCAAUGGAGGAGAAGGUCCUCAAGCCUACAAACCUGAAGGGGUCCAGGUGGUUGCCCUACAUCCACAAGGCAACUCAGAUCCUGUGUAAUAGCUAUGCAAUCUUUGUGGCCCACUUUGAGGACCAGGUCAGCCCAGAGAGGACAACCCGACCAUCACCUGCAGUGAUGGGAAGGGCAAAGAACAUCCUCCACUACCUCAAAAGCCACACCAAUGUCCAGUUCAUGCACUUCCUGCUGGAUACACUGGACUUUCUCAAGGCACUGAGCCUCCAGUUUCAGCAGGAUAGUCUGACACCAGGGGAGGCAGUGCAGUACAUUGAGGCCUGCCUCAAUGGCCUUACAGAGCUGUGUCUGGAGCCCGGAGAGCAGCAAAAGAAGAUGUUGGCUGAUGCAAUGAAUGGCACCUAUAGAGGGGUAGAGCUCAAAAACACCACCACAGACACACUGGCUACAGACAGGAAGAAAAUUACAGACAUGCUUACCAAACAUAUUGAGAGCCGUCUGGAAGACCUGCUGUCUACCGAGAGCAUUGUGCAAACAUUCUCAUCUCUUGAUCAUAAUGUGUGGCCAAAACUGGACAACUCAGAUGAGUCCAAAGAAGCCUUUGUCCUCCAUGGACGAGCAAAUAUUGAGUCCCUGUGCCACCAUUACCAGAGCGUCCUGGUGCGUGAGGGGACCACAGUCACUGAGGUGUUGGGAGAGUACAGGCUCUAUAAAAUCUGGGCAAGAAUGCGGAAUGGGCCCCUCAGAGACACUCUCCUGGAAAUACUCCAGAGAGUUGAUCUACAGACCAAGUUUAAGAACCUAGGCAUCUUUGCCCAGAUCUACCUAACAAUGGCUGUCAGUACCGCAGCAUGUGAGAGAGGCUUCUCUUGCAUGAAGAGGGUGAAGAGCGACUGGAGGUCCUCACUGUCGAUCCAAAAUCUCACUCGUCUCAUGUUCCUGACCAUUGAAGGGCCUAGUCUGGAUACCUUUGAUGCUAAGAGAGCUGUUUUGCAGUGGUGGCAGUCGGGGUCAAGAGCCAGACGUCCAGGAUUUACAGCCUGGUCAUCAGGAGGACGGCAAAAUCAACCGACCGCAGAGGAAAAUGAGGAAGAACUGACGAUUGAAAUGUUGUAGUAUAGUAGUAAUGUAGUUUGUAAAUAAAUUACUAUUGCAACAAA